Molecule: messenger RNA, 1079 nt
Organism: Linum tenue
Lineage: Eukaryota; Viridiplantae; Streptophyta; Magnoliopsida; Malpighiales; Linaceae
Source: the annotation of a GenBank genome assembly
GUAUUUUACUCUUGCUUUCUACACUACAAGGGAUAAAGUGACUCACUGAGUGACUUCAUGUGGUUCUCAAUAAUCCCGACAUUCUCUAUAUAUACUUCUCUCGAACCCACCCAUUUCAGACAGACAAAAACAGACCAGGAAAAAAACCUUGGAUAAUCAUGGAUGCCAAUUGCUUCCUCAGUUCCUCAAAUCCACUCACCAAAACUGCUGCACUAGAAUUCCCCUGUUCAAGAAGAUGCUCCAAUGGAUCACCCUUUCAACCCAAAAGAGUUCGCCUUUCCUCCUCCAUUACAUGUUGCCAACCGGCGGGAUCGUCCGACGAUCUGCAGCAGCACAGCCAGUCCUUCCUUCAGGCGGAUUGGAGAUGGUUCAGGGCAAAAUUGGUUGCUAACGAGCAAGCCUUUAUGACCGCGAGCACCGGUCAAAGCUUGCUGGCGGCAGAUCCAGACGAGACCCCUAGAGCAAAACAGCCGCUGGAGCUGGUGAAGGUGGGAGACAGAUGGGCCCACGCGAUUCACGAGCCGGAAAAGGGGUGCCUGCUCAUCGCAACGGAGAAGCUGGACGGGGUCCACAUCUUCGAACGGACGGUGGUCCUUCUCCUGUCAACGGGCCCGGCCGGCCCAUUGGGCAUUAUCCUCAACCGCCCGUCCCUCAUGUCCAUCAAGGAGAUGCGAAACGCCGCAAUGAUGCCUCCGGAAGCGUUCUCGGGCCGGCCGUUGUUCUUUGGGGGCCCAUUGGAGGAAGGCCUGUUUCUGGUGAGGCCCAGAGGAGGGUACGACAAGGACAGGCUGGCGAGGAGUGGGGUAUUCGAGGAGGUGAUGAAAGGGUUGUACUACGGGACAAAGGAGACGGCCGGGUGCGCGGCGGAGAUGGUGAAGAGGAAUAUGGUCGGCGUCGGAGAUUUCAGAUUCUUCGACGGGUAUUGCGGUUGGGAGACGGAGCAGUUGAGGGAUGAGAUUAAUGCUGGGUAUUGGACUUUGGCGGCUUGUAGCGCGAGUGUUAUUGGGCUGGAUAAGGAGGCUCGUUUUGGGCUUUGGGAGGAUGUAUCCUGGCUUGUCGGCCCAAAAGCGGUGUCCUGA